This is a messenger RNA of Pieris macdunnoughi, 1362 nucleotides long. The record is from the annotation of a GenBank genome assembly. NCBI's taxonomy places the organism in Eukaryota, Metazoa, Arthropoda, Insecta, Lepidoptera, Pieridae.
AUGAAAAAUACUAACGCGGGACUAUUCCCAAUAUUUGUGGCUAAGGACUUACACAAACUACCCCCAGUAACAUUCGAUCAUGUUGAUGCAACUCGACUUUUGAAGGAUAUAUUGAGUUUAAAAAUGAAGAUUACUUCUUUGGAGAAGAAGGUUGUAGCAACUGAGAAGUUCGAGUUACUUAAGCGAGAAGUGGAAAUAAUGAGGGACGGACCCUUAAGAAAUACGCCUUUUUCGUACAGGAAUAUAAAUGUUAAAAGAGGUGGAUUUUUACCAAAUAGCGUUAAUGACGGACCAUCUAAUAUGUCAACGUUUCAUUUCGACAACCGCUCAGAUAGGGUGAGUCAUUCGUCACCGCCACCAGCUGAUUUGGAUGAAGAUUUUGUCUCUUUUACGCAAGUGCAAAAUCAGGCGUUAGAUACACUGUCGCGCGUCGAGGCGUCAGUUUGUACUUCGGGUUCUAAUCCGACGCAAGAUGGCGGAUACGAAGGCUGCACUGACCCUGAGAGAGUGAGCGAGACAUCGAGGCGAGUGGAGGACGCGGCGUGUACUGACCUUAGAGCUGAUUUACUCAGGGUGUACAAACUAGAUCCAUGUAGAUAUCUCACAGCACCAGGUCUCUUGGGGGAUGCCAUGUUAAAAGAGACGGGUGUAAAUCUUGAACUUCUUACUGAUUACGAGAUGCUUCAAUUCAUACAAUCAGGCAUUCGAGGUGGGAUCAGUCAAGUUUCAAAAAGGAAUGCUAAAUCCAAUAAUAAAUUUACGGAUCCCACCACGGAACAGCAGAGAGUUUAUAGGUCUACGAUCAAAAAUGUACAGUUACAAGAAAAUACUAAGAUCAUUGACUUUUUUUCAUUAGCACUCGACGAAUCCACUGAUAUUAGUUCCACAGCUCAACUUCUCAUAUUCAUACGAGGUGUUACUCAAGAUUUUGAAGUCUUAGAAGAGUUAUUAGGAAUGUGUUCAUUGAAAGGUCAAACCAGAGGAGUUGAUAUACUCAAUGUACUUUUGGAUGAGUGUUCCAAAACUGAUUUGGACUUAUCAAAAUUAUCGGGAGUUGCGACUGACGGUGCUCCUUCGAUGAUUGGUGUCAAUUCUGGGCUAGUUACUUUGCUGAAAAAGCAUCUGCAAGAAAAAAACAUAAACGCUGAAGAUCUCAUGCAGUUUCACUGCAUUAUACACCAAGAAGCCCUCUGUUCUAAAAAAAUUGAAUUUCAAAAUGUCAUGAUAGUGGUAGUUUCAACUGUAAAUUUCAUAAAAUCACGAAGACUCAACCACAGGCAAUUCAAACAAUUCCUUGAUGACAACGAAAGCCAAUAUGGAGAUUUACUGUAUUAUACAGAAUUGACAUUACAAAUCAUUUGA